This is a messenger RNA of Protopterus annectens (West African lungfish), 4731 nucleotides long. It is a transcript of the gene FUBP3, whose product is annotated as far upstream element binding protein 3. The coding region runs from base 1 to 1818 and encodes 605 amino acids. The transcript has 18 exons. Gene Ontology annotation, biological process: regulation of gene expression. Lineage: Eukaryota; Metazoa; Chordata; Ceratodontiformes; Protopteridae. Gene Ontology annotation, molecular function: mRNA binding. The record is from RefSeq and is a predicted model, not a curated record. Gene Ontology annotation, cellular component: nucleus; cytoplasm.
AUGGCCAUUUAUAUUGCUGCAAAGAUUGGAGGGGAUCCAGCUCACCUGAAUAACUCCACACCACUAGUGGAUCCUUCUAUGUAUGGUUAUGGAGGUCCAAAGAGAUCUUUGAAUGAUGGAGUAGGCAACCAACUAGGAGCCCUGGUACAUCAAAGGGCAGUAAUGUCAGAAGACUUCAAAGUACCGGAUAAGAUGGUGGGCUUCAUAAUUGGAAGAGGUGGUGAACAAAUAUCGAGAAUCCAGGCAGAAUCUGGCUGUAAAAUUCAGAUAGCUCCAGACAGUGGAGGAUUGCCUGAUCGACCAUGUACGCUGACUGGAAGCUUGGAAAAUAUCGAACAAGCUAAAAGGCUCCUGGGGCAGAUUGUGGAGCGGUGUCGGAAUGGUCAAGGGUUCCAUAAUGACUUGGAUGGGAGCAGUGCUGUUCAGGAAAUUCGGAUACCAGCUACUAAAGUGGGACUGGUGAUUGGUAAAGGAGGAGAGACAAUAAAACAGCUGCAGGAAAGAACAGGUGUAAAGAUGGUAAUGAUUCAAGAUGGUCCACUACCUACUGGAAGUGACAAACCUCUCAGAAUUUCGGGUGAUCCUUUUAAAGUACAGCAAGCAAGAGAAAUGGUCGCAGAAAUCAUUCGAGAAAAAGAACAGAUAGAUUUCCGAAGUGGGCGUAAUGAUUUUGGCAGAGUUGCUGGAAGCUCCAUUGAGGUAUCCGUUCCAAGGUUUGCUGUGGGCAUUAUAAUAGGAAAAAAUGGAGAAAUGAUUAAGAAGAUUCAGAAUGAUGCAGGAGUGAGAAUUCAGUUUAAACCAGAUGAUGGUGUGAGUUCUGAAAGAAUUGCUCAGAUUAUGGGUCUUCAAGAUCGAUGUCAGCAUGCAAUCCACAUUAUUAAUGACCUUAUUAUUGCAACUCAGGAAAGAGAUAGUUUUGGAAGUUCUACUAGUAUUCGUGGUCGAGGUCGGGGUCGUGGUGAGUGGAGCAUUGGAACACCAGGCGGAAUGCAGGAAGUAACUUACACUGUUCCGGCAGAUAAAUGUGGCCUUGUUAUAGGAAAAGGUGGAGAAAAUAUUAAAAAUAUAAAUCAGCAAUCAGGAGCACAUGUAGAACUUCAGAGAAAUCCACCAGCAGCUACAGACCCCAGUGUGAGAAUAUUCACCAUCAGAGGCAAUCCACAGCAGAUAGAGCUUGCCAGACAUCUCAUUGAUGAAAAAGUUGGGGUUGGGAUUCACACACAACCUGAAAAAGUUAUACCUCACCCCAGCACAGGACAAAACCUUCCUGGGAUGCAGGAUAAAGACCAACCUGAUGAAGGCUUUCCUCCUUCAGGACAAGAUAACCUCCCUGGUCAGCAACUUUCAGGACCUUCUCGUGGUCAACCACCUGUCAGCCAGGUAAUUCAUGCACCUCCUAGGUCUUAUGGCAGCCACCAUUCCACUCCUGCCACUAGCCAGAUUGCACAUGAGGAAGUUAUAGUGGUACUAGAAGAAUGUGUGGUCACAACACAGCCACCCACUGGACUUACAGGUCCCUUUUAUGUAAUUUACCUUUUCUUUAUCAGCGGUCCUCAGGCAUUCAUGACACAGCCAUGGAGCAGCACUUACCAACCUUGGCAAACAUCAGGACAGCAAGACCCAAAUCACAAUGGAACACAAGCUGGCCAGGUGGAUUAUACAAAAGCAUGGGAAGAGUAUUACAAGAAAUUAGGUCAAGCAUUUAAUGCUCCGUCACAGAGUUCCCAGCCCGAUUACACUUUGGCCUGGGCAGAAUAUUACAGACAGGCAGCUUUCUGCGGACAGUCAUUACAGCAUAGCCUUGGCCUCCAGGAAUAGUAGAAUGGUGUCCUCGUUAAGUUUUUGGAAUCGUAAUGGAAGAAAAACCUUUUUUUAACAGAGGUUUCUAGAUUUGCAGCAUUUUGAUGAAGACUUAUACGUUUAUCCGUGAAACACUAGUUGUAGAAUGAUCUAUUAUAAAAGCAAACAAACUUUUCUAAGAAUCAGGAACAAUUUAUUAAUUAAUGUACUAAACUUGUGGACAUGCUGGUAAUUUUUUAUUUUCACACUGAUAAACUCCAGGAUCCUUUUUUGGCACAGCAAGAGAACUUGAGCGCCGAAUCUCACCCUGGAGCGGUGACAUUUCAACAUCUGUGCGAUUAUACAUAAAUAUAUAUAAUAUAUUUUUCUCUCGUUUUCUGCUGCAAAGAGUAAUGAGUAAGGCUUGGAAGUCUUAGGUUGUGUUUAAAAAGUUUUUAAUAAUAUUGAACUGUUCUAAGAUGUUUGUUGAAUGCUUUCUUUUAGGUUGGCGUUGUGACUAGAUUUCUUGGUUUUAUCACUCUUUUAAGAGCUUUUGGGUGUAAAUUCUCAUGAUCUAGUGACAAGCCCAAAAGAUACCUCAGCUGCUAGACCUCAGUUCCCACAUAUUGAAUCUGAGAUUCAUCUGUUGUCAGCACAGCUUUGCCACAUUUGUACAGUGAAAAUAUAUAGCAUAGGGGAAUCUGAAUUAGAAGUGUUUAUUUUCUCUUCACGCAUCAGUAAGUGAAGAGUACUUACUGCUUGUGCUGGCUUCAGAGUAGUGGUGCUGUAGUUUGGGGAGGGAUAGAGCCUGUGUGCAUGGUGUGAAUGUAUGCAGGUAUUUUAUACCAAGCCUGUCCUUUUGGUUCUCAGAAUUGCAUGGUGGGAAAUGGGAAUGAAAUGUGGUACUGUGUGCAUUCGUGCCUGGCUGAACCUCUAGCCAUGAACAAGAUUUAUUAAUUUUUUGUUAAUUAAGUACUGCUGUGUUCUUUAUGAAGGACAGUUUUUUGUCACUUUUGUGACACUUUUUUUGCACCAUUAUUUCCCACUUCCUAAUGGAAUGAAGUAAAGAUGACCAAUAAACAAGGCUGGGGGUAGGACUGGUAAAACUGAGGGAGGUGGUGAACUGUCCAGUUUUAUAAACAGUGCAGAAAGUAUAUAAAAUCAGGAUAUAAAUCUAUAAUUUGUGGGUUACAUGUAAGUGACAUUUUUUAUAAAAAUGCCAGUGUGUAAAAUAUUUCACUGUUGCUUUGUAAAUUAAGUGUUUGUGAAAAUUCUCAGUGAUGUAUAAGAAUAACUGCAUUUGGGGGUUAUUUUGUGUAUUUUGAUGUUGGUGUUCUCUGUAUACUUAAGUCAGAACAGAGUUUUCCCUGUAAAAAAAAUCUUGUGUUGUAUCAUAUCAGAGAUUUGAUUUUUUUGUUCAGUUUUGAAGAGGUCGUUGUUGAGGUAUAAACGGGGGCAAGGUACCAUGUUUACUAUUGAUGAAUUUGUGGCCCUACUUUUGCAGCCUCUUUUACCUGGCAGUGACAAGAGACAAAAAGAAAGAGUGCCUUUUGUCUUUAUUUCAUUACCAAGUAAAACUUCUUUACUUCUGGAAAGAAAAUUGAAAUCUCGAAGUAAAAUAAAUGUUUUAUGGUUGCACUUAUUCAUUUAUUUUGUCUGUUCAAACCCGGCACUCCACUUUUUUCUUUUUUGUGGAUUCCUCUGUAACUGGUUUGCUCAGUCCUGAAUGUACUAAUUACUGGUAUGUAAAUGUAUUCUAGCGACUGUUCCCCUUCACUGCAAAAUUUUAAGGGAGGGGAUAUUUGUUUUGAGAGUCUCUUCCACGGCUAAGGGUGGUUGUCAGUGUUACAUUAAGAACCAUCGAGCCACGCAGUUCUCUUUUUCAGCUAUCGAAGUGCCCUCGCUGUCUUGCAAGUAUUCCUCACACUACAGUCAUAUGCCAUACUCAGAGUAGCUCAAAAACCAAAUGGACUUGAAAGACAGCUUUAUAGCAGUAUUUGUUUGCUUUCAUGGAACCAUUUAAAGAACAGUAUGUUGAGUGUUGAAUGUUUUGUUUUUUUGAGUUGUUCUCACAGAGAGACCCCAUUUUAUGCACCCUAGCCAUGUCCUUUUUUUUUCCUUUGUUUUCAACUUGGAGCAGGAUUAUUUGUCAAAUCAGUCUUGUGAUUAUAGUAGUGGGAAGCUGGGGGACUGUUAAUAUGUUUUAUAAGUAUGUAGCUUGACAGUAAAUAUUUGAAAUGUUUUUUCUCGGUAUAUUACAGUUUUUAAGUGAACACAAAGACAUAUUUUUGAUGUAAACUUUAUUAGUAACAUGCCUUUUGACAACACUGAUUUUUUCUGUGCCUGUAGUUUUCAUAUCUAAGACUUCCAAGCUUAAUGAGAACCUACCUGUGUAGUAUAAUAAAAGUACUGUUAUUUUUAAUAUUUAAUGAAUUCGCUGUUAUUUGGUACAUCCCUAAUAGACACUGUGGACAUUGAAGCUAGUCCAAAAGCUAAUGACUUUUUUAUUAUUUUUUUGUUUUGUUUCUUUCUGUUUCCUUGGUGUUCUCUAAUAUAUGUCCAGUUACAUAGAAAAAUGAACUUAGUAUUAACUGAAGUAUAUAAAAGAAUUAAUUUGAUUCAACAAAAAGGAAUGCUAUAAGUUCAAAAUGUUUAAUUUAGUGUUUCGUGUACAGAUAACGGUGUAUUAAAACUGGCAGAAAUGUAGGCCUUUGUGUGUUUUUAUUGACCUGAUUUUUUUCUUUCCUUUUUUUCUGUUUUGUUUUGUUGCAGGACAUUCCGUUUUGAAAUGUACUGAAAAUUUGUUUCUAAUGCUUAAAAUGUCUAACUGAAAAUGCGAUUGAAUACUGUUAAGCAUGUUGAAAAGAUGUAUUCUUUUUAUUUUACUUACACCUGCAUUUUACACUCUGUAUAAUAAAAGUGACCACAAGGUCUUUUGUGGGCUAAGUAUAA